This is a messenger RNA of Mycena citricolor, 237 nucleotides long. NCBI's taxonomy places the organism in Eukaryota, Fungi, Basidiomycota, Agaricomycetes, Agaricales, Mycenaceae. The record is from the annotation of a GenBank genome assembly.
CUGUGUCCGCGAUAUCCUCUGACGUCACUAAGCUUGCAAACACGAGGCUACCCCAACGAGUCAGACGUCGAGAUCGGGCGCGUCACAGGCAAGUUGGGCAACGCUAUUGGCCACCAAAUCUGGCCUCGGCAGAUAAUAUGUGUAUCGAAGUACGUACUGGGUAAUGCCGGCCAAUAUGAUCCAAGCCACGGGGAGGAGGAAAGAAAGACCAGUCCGCUCUAUCUAUUCGGAAUUAGA